Molecule: messenger RNA, 2082 nt
Organism: Lolium perenne
Lineage: Eukaryota; Viridiplantae; Streptophyta; Magnoliopsida; Poales; Poaceae
Source: RefSeq, a predicted model, not a curated record
CCUCUCAUUCCCCAGUCGGACGUUCUAGGUCGCCGACUCGCCCUUCUCCUUCCGUCACUCCACGCCGCUGCGACGCAAGUACGGUACGGCGAGGACGAGAAGCAGCGGCGCGAGUGCGCCACACGCUGGCUGGGAGCGGCCGCCGACGGCGAAUACCCACCAGGUACACCGGUCCGGUCCGGGAGCUGGGGAGGAAGCUAGGGGAGUGGGACCGGAGAGCGCAAUCGGCAGAGAUCAGAGAGGGUUCAUCCGGGGAUGCCCACAAUGGGAGCAGGAACAUCCACCAACCAGGUGCUGCAAGGUGCCUCUUCGCAACGUCACAACGGGGGCAGCAGUCAACAACUGUCCUGGUCUUCUCUGCAUGCUGAUCUGCUCAAUCUGAUCGCGGACAGGGUUAUCGCAACCGACUUGUUGGACUACGUCAGGUUCCGAGCGGUGUGCGUCGGCUGGCGUGACAGCACUCCCUGCCCACACGGCCAUGGGGUGGUUGACCCGCGCUUCCACCCGCGCCAAUGGAUGAUGUUCCCGGAGGGCAGCGGGCUGCAGCCUGGCCACGCUGCUUUGGGUGGCUACGUCCGCUUCUUCAACGUCUCCACUGGCGCCUUUGUCCGUGUCCACCUCCCUUGCCUCGAGAACCAUUCCGUGCUUGACUGUCCCGAGGGCCUCCUACUGCUGGAGCACGAAAAGGACUCUGCCAUGUGCCUCCUUCACCCCUUCACUGGUGAUGUGGCCGAGUUCCCUCCCCUAUCCUCCCUCAUCCAGCAGCUGAUCAAGGUGCAUUUCAACAAAGGCCAGAAUACUGCCCAAUUAAGGUGUGGCUUAUUCAAUAUCUUUGCGGCUAUCUCUGUCCGUGUGGAUCACACUGUCACAGUCAUGCUCGCGAUCAGCAACGUUGGGCACGUGGCAUAUGCAUCCACCGGUGACCGGCAAUGGACUCUCGCAAGCUGGGAAAUGAGUGGCAUGUGGACAGCAGUCCCAUUCCAUGGCAGCUUCUAUGUGGUGAGGGAGUGGAAACGUAACCCGUCGAUCAUGCGCAUCGAUCCACCGGACGGAUCCAGCCCUUCCUUUUGGUCGUCGACACCGCCGCAAAAGGUUGCCACAUGCCCAACCGAGCAGAUGACUAAGCCUUACCUGGUGGUGUGCAAUUCUGAGCUUAUUCUAGUCGGUUAUGCAGACAAACACUCCAGGCUUGUGGCUCUUCGGCUUGCUGACCUCCUGUUCGGAGUCUCUGCAGUACCAUUGAUGAGCAUCGGUGACAACGCCCUCUUCAUUGGCCCUAGGAACAUGACUGUCAACUCCAAGAACCUACCGUGCGUCCAGGGGAACUCCAUCACCAUCCUUACUACUUCGGGUAGCGAUGGUCAACUGCUCCAAUACGAUCUGGCAAAAGGUACCCGGUCAGUGGUUUGCGAUGGGAACUUUCUAAAGUUCAGCUGGCCUAUACCGAGGCCAUAUAGCCUUGUCCACCACAUUGUCACUUGCUGCCACCGUCUUUUCUGGAGCAGUGGUCACAUCUGGUGUGACAACGAAACUGAGGUUUACAUGCAGUGGGGUGCCAGAGCACGCGCAAGAGUCCCAGUCUCCCUAUAUCUUCAUCUGCUUCAAGUGCAUGACGGAAGAAAUUUCUGACUGUGCCCAUCCACGUGUUUACCACUACAGUGUAUCUACUCUCGUGAUGAUAUUUCAGUCUCUUGCUCUGGAACGCACACAGAAAAAUGCUUCAUUAUUGUGCUCUGUCGUUAACUGGUAAACUAUGCUUCCACAGUGUGCUGUGACCUUCAGUAGAUGUACUCAUUAAACAUUAACUCAUGAUGCUGAAUUGCUAGUGAGUUGCAUCUUUUCAGCCUAGGUGCCAAAAACUGCGUAUCUAACAGAGUUGUCCUCAUCAUGUUUUAGAUGCAUGUUUCCACAGUCCAACGUGCUUUUGCUGUUCAGUUCCUGUUUCAGCUUGCUCUUUGUUGUUCUCAAUUCAAAUUCAGCUGCUAGGUUACAGAGAAAGAGAAGAAUGAAAUGGAGCAGUUCAGAAUAAUAGGAAACACAUCACAGAACUGACACGUUCUGGCUGCACAUUUGUGCAGUUCA